This is a messenger RNA of Lactuca sativa (garden lettuce), 1522 nucleotides long. RefSeq names its product shikimate kinase like 2 (gene SKL2). The record is from RefSeq and is a predicted model, not a curated record. NCBI's taxonomy places the organism in Eukaryota, Viridiplantae, Streptophyta, Magnoliopsida, Asterales, Asteraceae. Gene Ontology annotation, cellular component: cytosol.
AAAAACACGUAGGCAAAACCGUAGAAGUGACAUGGAUUAUGUUCACAUGUAAACGGCACCGUUCCAAGUGGAACUCAACUCUCCUAGAACACAUGUGAGCUUUAUAUCUUCCCUCCUUAUCUUUCAACCACAUUAACGAUCAUGGCAAUUCCCAGCACACUAUCGGCGCUACCUUCUCCUUCAUGUCUCUCUUCAAAAUCACUUCAGCCCAUUCAUCUUACUUUCCCUAAAACCACAAUUUCACUUUCAAAAUCCAAUUUUACCCCCUUUUCAAUUCAUCGUUCAAAUUCAAUCAAUCUCGCCUCAUCAAGAAAAGCCAUCAGCUUCAUCUGCAGCAGUUCCUCCAUUGUGUCAACAAGCACUACCAAUUACGAGUUUUCAGAUGACUCACAAGAGGUAGAGCUGAGAUUAUUUCUUGGAGAUGAAAGCAUUCAGAGCUCGAAGGAUGUCAUUGUUGACAUCGAUGAGAAAUUCCUAACUAUCAAAACGAAACACGAUGGAUCAUUUAGAACCGCCAUGGAAAUCAGCUUGUAUGAGAAGAUAAAGCCAGCAGAAACAAUAUGGUUGUUAGAUGACGAUCAACUGGUUGUAAAUUUAAAGAAACAAGAUCCCGAUGUGAAAUGGCCUGACAUUACAGAAACAUGGGAGUCAUUAACAGUUGGAGUUGUGCAACUUCUGAAAGGGGCUUCAGUUUAUUUAGUUGGGGAGUCCUCAGAAAUCAACCAUAAAGUUUCUAGAGAGUUAGCCGUUGGCCUUGGGUAUACACCACUGAAUACAGAAGAGCUACUGGAAACUUUUACCAAGCAAACAGUUGAUUCAUUGGUGAUUGCAGAAGGAUCAAAUGCUGUAGCAGAAGCAGAAGGUGUCAUAUUGGAAAGCCUAAGUAGUCAUAUUCGUUCGGUUGUUGCAACGAUAGGAGGGCGGCACGGGGCGGCUGCAAGUGGGGAUCGCUGGCGGCAUCUUUACGCCGGAUUUACAGUCUGGCUGUCACAAUCUGAAGCUAAAGAUGAAGUGGCGGCAAAAGAGGAGGCCAGGAUGAACAUUGAGGGUGGUGGUGGUCAGGGUUUUUGUAAUGCUGAUGUGGUGGUGAAGAUUGGUGGUUGGGAUAGUGACUACUCUAAAGCUGUGGCACAGGCUGCAUUGAGUGCCCUUAAACAAUUGAUCCUGUCGGAUAAAAAACUUCCAGGUAAGAAGGGUCUUUAUAUAAGGCUGGGAUGUCGUGGUGAUUGGCCGAAUAUUAAGCCACCAGGGUGGGACCCAUCAUCUGGAACAGGUGCUGUAUAAUAUUCGGCUCUUGACAAGUUUUUGCAUCCAUUCUGAUGAACUGAAGCAAGAAUUCAUACCUAAGAUAAUGCAUGUUUGUUUCAACUGACAAAGAAUCAUGUAAGAGCAUAAUGACAUGUUUUGUUUGCAGAAUGUUUAGAAAAAGGAAUUGGAAUCUUUUAAAUGAACUGUAAUAUCAGAAGGAAUUUGAAUCUAUGAUGCUUUUAGUUGAUGUGUAAUGGAAUUCUUUGUUGGCUUC